UGCCUGUGCUUUCAAGGGGGCUGUCGAGAAAAGACUGUAAGCACCAACCACUAGAAGUGCUUUUUCCUAGCAUCCAGAGAGCAGGCUGAGCUUUCUCCCAGAGGAGGCAUCCGGAGGAGCGAGCAGCUGCAAUGGUAAAAAGGGGACAUUCACAAGCUUCCCAGGCAGCGAACUAGCACGCAGCAGCCCUGAGCCUCCAGCGUCACGGCAUGGAGCGCCCCAGCUCUCUGGGGCAAGUUUCCUGGGAGUGUCCCCUCUCCACGGACACCGUGAAGUCUCUAGCUCUCCAACAGAUGUUUCCUCAGCUCUGAAGUCGAAGUACUCUGCCGGCUGCAGCACAGAGUCCAGGGACCUGUCUGUGUGGUUGGGGGGCGGGGUGGGGGCGCCCGCUCCAGGCAAAUGCCAGGAUCAGCAUGAGAGGCUGGACUUUAGCCCAGGUCUGUCCUCCCCCCGGGGGGCCGCCUGCUUUGCACGGUGCAUCCUAGAAGACCUCCUCCCCCUUGCAAGUCUUUGUUCCAAGACAGAAGUGGCUCGGAUUGCCUAAUUAACUCCCUCCUCUCCAAAAGGGGUCCGGAGACUGGGAUGCCUGGCGAGCUUAGAGGAUGUUGACUCUGGAGUGGGAGUCAGAAGGACUGCAAACAGUGGGUAUUGUUGUGAUUAUAUGUGCAUCUCUGAAGCUGCUGCAUUUGCUGGGACUGAUUGAUUUUUCAGAAGACAGUGUGGAAGAUGAGCUGGAGAUGGCCACAGUCAGGCAUCGGCCUGAGGCCCUUGAGCUGCUGGAAGCCCAGAGCAAAUUUACCAAGAAAGAGCUGCAGAUUCUCUACAGAGGAUUUAAGAAUGAAUGUCCCAGCGGUGUUGUUAAUGAAGAAACCUUCAAAGAGAUUUACUCCCAGUUCUUCCCCCAGGGAGACUCUACAACGUAUGCACAUUUUCUGUUCAAUGCAUUCGAUACAGACCACAAUGGAGCUGUGAGUUUUGAGGAUUUCAUCAAGGGUCUUUCCAUUUUGCUUCGGGGGACAGUACAAGAAAAACUCAACUGGGCAUUUAACUUGUAUGACAUAAAUAAAGAUGGUUACAUCACGAAAGAAGAAAUGCUCGAUAUAAUGAAAGCAAUAUACGACAUGAUGGGCAAAUGCACAUAUCCUGUCCUCAAAGAAGAUGCUCCCAGACAACACGUGGAGACAUUUUUCCAGAAAAUGGACAAAAAUAAAGAUGGGGUUGUUACCAUAGAUGAGUUCAUUGAAAGCUGCCAAAAAGAUGAAAACAUCAUGCGCUCCAUGCAGCUCUUCGAAAAUGUGAUUUAACUUGUCAAAUGUGAACUACUCUAUCACACUUACAGUUGGAGCUACCACUUUUAGCAUAGAUUGCUCAGCUUUACACUGAGGCAUAUUAUGCCAACAAGCUUUGUUUAAUAUAAAGCAAUCCCUGGAAGAUUUGAGUUUUUCAUUUAUAAUUUGCAUUCCUUUCAUAAUGGCACUGAGUUCAUGAGAUAUUCUAACUCAUUUCACACUCUGUGGAUAUCCAAAAGUAAUAGAAUCUGGUGAAGAGUUUUUUGAUCCUUUAGUCAUGGGAUUAUUGAGGCUUUCACAUAUUAGUGAUUUUUAAAAUAUCAAUGUUUUUUGCUAUUCAUUUGUAGGUAUUCAGUCCUAGGAUUUUAAAGCAUUUUCUAAAAUAUGUACAUCUGUAUUAUUUCCAGAAGUUAAUUUCACUUCCUUACAUUUAUGUAACAUUAACAAAGUAAGAUUACUACAAUUGGAAACCAAAACUGCGUAAUUUUCCAAUUUCUAUAGAUUUGCCACCUUCUGUUAAAGACAUUAUCUGGCAUUUUUUAUAACAAAAAAUUAGUUUAUUACUGGAUGUCAGCAUAUGCCUAAUAAAAUUUAUUUUAAUAAGCACUUUUCCACGUAUUACAGCAAAGGCCUACAAAAUAUGUAUGAUUUUGGGCUGGUUUAAUCUUACAAGUGGACUGUAUCUAGGAAGCUAUUAAGCGGAAGUUCAAAGCAAGGAAGUUUACAGACAUAGGCAAAGGGUCAGGAUAUCUGUCCUUUGAUACAUAAUAAUGCUCAACAAAAAAUAAUCCCUGACAGUAUUAAAGACCAAUUCCAUCUCCUUUGCCCUGACUUCCCCACAGCAUGUUUAUAUUACAAGCCAUUUGGGGUCAAAGAAACCCAAUUACCCGAAAGUAUACUAGGAACAAAUAGCAAGCAGAAUCCAUUUUGGUAACAGUGAUUCUAUCACACUGACAACAACCACCAAGAUUUCACAGGAAAAGACUAUAGAUGCUGAACAACUCAUCUGGAUUGCAUUAUAAUUUAGCUCAAAUAGAAUGCCAACAAUUCAGAUCCUCCUUAACGAUCUUUAAGUCAAAACUGUAAAAAUGCCACAACAGUACCACAGAUACACACAUCUUUGUGUUUGGUAGAAACAUCAAAGACCAUGAGGCUGCAGGAGGAUGAAAUCUGCAACUGUCUUUGCAACAAUAAAUCAGGUAUCUAUUCUGGUGUAGAGAUAGGAUGUUGACCGCUGCCCUGCUACCACCAGUGUAGACAUAAAGAGUAGUACAAUACAUGUACACUGAAACCUGCCAUCGCGUGUUUGUGUAACUCAAUGUGCACAUUUUGUAUUUCAAAAAGAAAAAUAAAAGCAAAAUAAAGUAUUUAUUACUCUACUGUA
Molecule: messenger RNA, 2673 nt
Organism: Cavia porcellus (domestic guinea pig)
Lineage: Eukaryota; Metazoa; Chordata; Mammalia; Rodentia; Caviidae
Gene: Kcnip4
Product: potassium voltage-gated channel interacting protein 4
Exons: 8
Coding region: 603-1304 (233 amino acids)
Biological process (GO): regulation of potassium ion transmembrane transport
Cellular component (GO): voltage-gated potassium channel complex
Molecular function (GO): potassium channel regulator activity; calcium ion binding
Source: RefSeq, a predicted model, not a curated record